This is a messenger RNA of Poecile atricapillus (Black-capped chickadee), 2205 nucleotides long. It is a transcript of the gene AK7, whose product is annotated as adenylate kinase 7. The record is from RefSeq and is a predicted model, not a curated record. Gene Ontology annotation, cellular component: cytoplasm. The transcript has 18 exons. Gene Ontology annotation, biological process: nucleobase-containing compound metabolic process. Lineage: Eukaryota; Metazoa; Chordata; Aves; Passeriformes; Paridae. Bases 1 to 2169 code for a protein of 722 amino acids. Gene Ontology annotation, molecular function: AMP kinase activity; ATP binding.
AUGGCGGAGGCGCUGCGGAGCCGCCGCGUCUUCCUCAAUCACCUCGACUCUUACUGCGGCCGCAGCAUCGGCCAGUAUUUAUCAACCUGUUUUGUUGGGGCGACCCUUGUAAGCCCAGAUGAAGAAGAGGAGGGAGAUGAAAAUGGUUCAGAUGAGGUUCCCGGGGCCUCAAAGAACGAAGUCUACGAAAUAGUGGGUACUCUUUCUAAACCAGAGAGUACUAAUCCACGUUUUGCAAAGGAAACGUAUGCAGUUUCUUCUCGAGAAGCACUCUUAAGUCACUUGCUUGAGUGUGAAAUUGUUUUAUAUAAUAUCACUGAAGAUGCAAACCAAAUUGAGGAAGCAAUGUGGGCUGCUUCUGCCCUACAUAAGGAAAUAGAGACUUUUGCAAAACAAAAGAUAUUCAUCCUCAUUUCAACAAUAAUGACCUGGGGAAAUACCAAACCCUUUGACCCUGAAAAUCCUGAGAAUCCUUUUAAUGAAAGCAAUUUUCGCAAAAGAAAAUCUCAUCCUAGCUUUACGGAUUACAUAAAUGCUGAAAAACACAUUGCAAAACUUGGGAAAACUAACAAUGAAAAGUUUUCAACUUACGUUGUUGCCUCAGGACAUCAAUAUGGAGCUGAGGAAGGACUCUUUCACUACUUUUUUAAGAUGUGUUGGGUUGGUGAGACUCCUGCAAUACCUGUUUUUGGAGAUGGAAAUAAUAUUAUUCCAACCAUUCAUAUUCGUGAUUUAGCAGGAGUGUUACAAAAUGUAGCAGACCACAGGCCAGACUUUCAGUAUGUUCUUGCAGUAGAUACAUCGAUGCACACCCUUGAACAAUUAAUAAAGUGUAUCAGUAAAAAUCUUGGACCUGGAAAAAUUGAGAAGGUUCCUAAAGAAAAUGCAUUCCUGAGCAAAGAACUAACACAAAUGCAAUUGGAUAUGUUGUUUGUGAACCUGCGAUUUGAACCUACUUAUCUGAAAGAGAAUUUCAAUAUUAAGUGGGUUGCUGAGGAAGGACUGAUAGAGAACAUUGCACAAGUCAUCAUGGAAUACAAGCAAACUCGAGGAUUACUGCCUCUCAAAAUUUGCAUUCAUGGUCCUCCUGCGUCUGGCAAAUCUACCAUUGCUAAGGAGCUCUGCAAACACUAUAAGCUACAUUAUGUUACGAUAAAUGAUGUGAUUUCUGAAAAAAUUGCAGAUCUGGAACAAAUUGUGGCUAAAGAACCUGACAGGGUGGAAGGAAAAGUAGAAAGAGAAGGAGAAGGAGAAGAUGAUGUGCAGGAGGAGGGUGAAAAUGCAGAAGCAGCAAAGGAAUUAUUAGAUGCAAUAAAAGAAAACAUGCAGCAGAAUAAAGGCCAACUAGGUGAUGAGUAUCUUAUUAAAAUUAUGAAGGACAAGCUCAUGUCUAUGCCUUGUAGGAAUCAAGGAUAUGUUUUAGAUGGGUUCCCAGAGACCUAUGAGCAGGCAACGGAUCUUUUUAAAGAAGACGAUGAAGCAGAAGAGGAGGAAGAAGCAAAAGGCAUAAUGCCUAAAUUUAAUGAAAUAAUUAUACCUGAAUUUAUUUUUUCUUUGACCGCACCUGAUGACUUCCUUAUAAACAGAAUAAUAAACCUGCCAGAGAUCGAAGUUGCUGGAACGCAUUAUACUGAGGACCAGUUCCUGCAAAGUCUGAAACACUUCCGCAAGUUAAAUACCGAUGAUACGACAGUUCUCAACUAUUUUGAUGAACUUGAAAUACAUCCUCAGUUUAUUGAUAUAGCUGUAUAUGAAGAUGCUGAGAACAGACUUACUGUACCAAAGAUCAUCAAAGAAGUUGGAGAACCUCGGAAUUAUGGUUUGACAGAUGAAGAAAAUGAGGCUUUGGAACGUCAAGCAGCAGAGGAACGCCUUGUCAAAGAAGCUCAAGAAAAAGCUGAACAAGAGUACAAAGAAGCUAAGGAAAGGGAAGAAAGAAUGGCAAGAUGUGAAGAGUGGAAUAAACAGCAGGAGGAAGUGAAAAGACAAGAACAAGAGUUCUUGGAGGCCCAGUCUGUUCCAUUACGGAACUAUUUAAUGCAGAAUGUCAUGCCAACACUUAUGCAAGGGAUAAAUGCAUGUUGUAUGAUCAGGCCAGAUGAUCCAGUCAAUUUUCUGGCAGAAUAUCUCUUCAAGAACAGUCCUGAUAUCGACUGGAGUAAACCUUAAAUCCUAGCAGCAAUAGGAAUUGUGAAACAAAAAGGG